GAUAUAUUUCUACCGUCCGAAUUCGGUUUUUCGACAAACAUUCACUGACAGCAAAUUACAUAAAAAUUAUGUCUCUGUUGUUAGCAAUCAGCCAUUGAUUUAAAAGUCUUACAUUUGCAAGUCAGAUCUUUAUGGAGUUACGACCUGAAAGCCACUAAAAUGGUUGAAUUGAAGAGUAGCGUACCCGGACUGGUAUACCCAUCGGGCCGCAACGCUUUCCUUGGAACUAGUUUUGGUUUUCUCGAAGGAAGACGAAAAGACGACGGUGCAGAAGGCUUCUGGAGAAUUAAUGAUUGUCUCUAUGAUUUAGAAGAUUUCGUUAAAAAUCAUCCGGGAGGGACUGAAUGGAUUACCAUGACUAAAGGCACCGACAUUACUGAAGCUUUUGAGGUUCAUCAUUUGUCCGACAAAGCUGAGCGAUUGUUGCCAAAGUUUUUCGUUCGGAAAGCAGUGACACCACGUUCCAUACCAUUCACAUUCGAGCCAAAUGGAUUCUAUCGAAAGUUUAAAAUGCGAGUACGAGAAGCACUGAAAAAUGUUGAUUACCACAAACCAUCCACACGGUCCAAGUUGAUUGCUGACUCUCUUUUCUUACUAACAAUACUCUCAGCGGUUACCGUCGCUGUUUUUAAGUCUUGGCCCCUCAUUAUCAUAAGCGGACUAUUCUUGACGUGGACGGCAGUCGCGGGACACAAUUUUUUCCACAUGAGAGACAACUUUAGAAUGUGGUACUUCGACUUAUCUCUCAUGUCGUCAAAAGAAUGGCGAGUAUCACAUGGUCUCAGUCAUCAUUUGUAUGCGAAUACACUUUGGGAUAUGGAGAUUUACGUUAUCGAGCCCUUCAUCGAAUUCUUGCCAAAGACCGGAAAACGAACUAUUCAUCGUCUGUUCUCAUUAGUAGUUCAUGUUCCUUUGUAUUUCUUUACCUUGUUCGGCAAUGGUAUCAAAAGAUAUUACUCUUCUUAUGCUUUAUGGAAGAAGUUUGAGGUCCGUGAUUUAGUGCCAUUUUCUAUACCAGUUUUAAUGUGUUUUUUUGCUUCGUCAGCUUUCGAGGCUGUUAAACUUUGGCUGUGCAUUAUUAUAGUUUCUAGUUUAGUUUUUUCUUUUAUUGGAUUCACAGCAGCACAUCAUCACCCGGAAAUAUUUCAUGACGGUGAUGUUUACAGAAAAGAUUUAGACUGGGCUUUAAUGCAACUCGACGCCGUUCGUGAUCGCAAUGUUGUCGAUGACUCUCUAUUCCUUGUGUUGACGUAUUUUGGAUCACACGCGCUUCAUCAUCUUCUACCAACCGUUGACCACGCGUAUCUCGAGCUUUGCAUACCAGCAUUCAAUGAAACUUGCCGCGAAUUUGGUGUCCAUACUGAAAGACUCAGUCAGUGGGAACUUAUCAAAGGCCAGUACAAACAGAUGAUGCGUAACGAACCGAGAAUUAAUUAUCGUGGUGGUCAAAACUAAUUGAAGCUUCUGUCCAACUAAAUCUUCCAACUAAAUAUAUUUUAAAAUCAAAUAAUCAAUAGAUCAUUAAUACCUAUAUUACGAUGAAUUAUAUCCUACAAAAAAAUAUGUAUAUAUAAAAUUAACCAAAGACGCACGAGUUUGAGUGCAUAAUCGGUUUAAUUAUAAGCUAAGCCUGUUGGGUAUUGACUCUGAUUGCUGAGAUAUAAUCUGAUGUUUAAACAUGCUAUUCCAAGAUGAGGUUCAUAUUUUGGUUGAUUUUUUAUUGAAUAAAUAAGAAAUUAAUAAAAGAGUUAUUAUCAAAAAGAAUGGAAUAUUUUACU
Molecule: messenger RNA, 1778 nt
Organism: Phymastichus coffea
Lineage: Eukaryota; Metazoa; Arthropoda; Insecta; Hymenoptera; Eulophidae
Gene: Cyt-b5-r
Product: cytochrome b5-related protein-like
Exons: 6
Coding region: 160-1455 (431 amino acids)
Biological process (GO): lipid metabolic process
Cellular component (GO): mitochondrion
Molecular function (GO): heme binding
Source: RefSeq, a predicted model, not a curated record